GAGAAACAAUACACUCGCAUGCAUCCUAUGAGAAAAGCACCAAAAGCAGAAUUCAGUCUUGUAACACAAUACCAUUCAGAAAAUAGUGGUGCAUAUUCUUUUUCAUGGUGCACCUUCACUUAAAUAAGCAAAAGAUGCAGACGUUUGCUAACCAAUCCAUUUUCAGCCUCAAGAAGUCUGCAUCAUCAAAAAUGAUGCAGUUAAUUGAAACUAAAGUGCUCUUAAUUGCACGCUCGUCAGAGCCUCCCUCCCUCUGCAUUUUAUUUACCACCAUCCUCUUUAGUAAAUGUCAACACAUUUAUGCGUCAGCUAACAUUUCGAGGGGAGGUAUUUCUUUUUUUUUUUAAUUCCUGCCUAGCUUCUUUACAGGUGAGCAGUUGCCCUUCACUGGAUGGACUUUAAGCGCAAGUGUGUGGAACCAGAGCUAAAAAGUAACAAUGUCGCCUCCAACAGAGUGUGAUGUAGAUGGGCUCCCCAGUGGUUACGGAUCCAGGGAAUCCAUCCUUAGGCCAGGGGAAAAGAAAGACUGGAAAAGAAGAAGGCGUGGUCGCAAGAACAGCCACAGCAGCUGGGAUCCAGGUCAUAACAACACAGAGCCUUGCAGAGAAAAAGCUGCGCCCACGUUUGAAGUGAGCGGAAGUGCAGCCAUGCGCUGCUCCACCCUGCUUGCCAUCCUCACAGGGGUGCUACUCUACUUGGUGCUGGGCGCCGUGGUGUUCAGGGCUUUGGAGACGCCGCUAGAAGAAGGCAAGCAUAAGAAGCUGCAGGGGACAUGUCAAGAAUUCCUGAUGAACUUUACCUGUGUUGGACCUGAUAACCUGCAAGCUUUCAUCGAGGGGGUGGCAGAGGCCAUCAGUGCAGGCGUGGAUCCGAGUAGUAACGCCACCUUUGUCAGCCAAUGGAAUUUAGCCAGUGCCUUUUUUUUCUCUGGGACAAUCGUCACGACUAUUGGUUUUGGAAACAUCUCACCCAAGACAGAAGGUGGUCAACUGUUUUGUAUUUUCUACGCCUUGGUUGGAAUUCCAUUCUUUGGCAUCCUUCUCGCUGGGGUCGGAGACCAUCUUGGGACCGGGUUGAGGAAAACAGUUGCCAAAAUAGAGAAACUCUUCCUGAAAUGGCGCAUCAGUCAAACCAUCGUCCGAGUGAUUUCUGCCAUCUUGUCCAUCCUGCUUGGCUGCCUGCUGUUUGUUGCAGUGCCAAUUUUGGUUUUCCAAAGGGUGGAGGGUUGGACCCUGCUGGAAUCGGCGUACUUUGUCGUCAUCACCUUGACAACGGUGGGAUUUGGGGACUAUGUGGCAGGGGAUUCUGGGCUUGAAGGCAGUGACCACUGGUACAAGCCUUUGGUGUGGUUCUGGAUCUUGCUGGGUCUUGCCUACUUUGCAUCCAUUCUGUCAAUGAUAGGAAACUGGCUUCGAGUUCUCUCAAAGAAAACCAGAGCUGAGAUGGAGGAACUGCGGGCCCAUGCCACUGACUGGACACAAAACAUCCAGAAUAUGGAUUUUCGAAUCUCGGGCAAAAUUGAUGACCCCUUCAGACGGCGCCGGAGAAGGCGGCGCCAUCGUGCUCGCCGCCACGGUCAAGGAACUUCAGCUCCCGGGGCUCCUGAGGGAGAAGUUCAGAAUGAGAGUGAAACGGAUUCAGAAUCUUACUCCUCUUAUACAUCCUCCAAUGAGUCCGAGUCUGGAUCUGAAUCGGAAAGCACUCAAACCGAGCCUGUGGACAACGAAAAGCAGGACCCGCUCUUUUCUCAGCCUCUUGACUAUUUUGGGGAGAACCUAGCAUUCAUUGACGAGUCAUCUGAUGCUCAGAGCGGCAAUUUACAUUUAGAUACUCAAUUGGAUUCAAAAUCACCUCAUCUUAAACGUGGCCAUACACACAAAAGGAGGCGCCACAGGAGGCCUGAGCCACGGAGAAGCCCCAAAAAUGAUGGAAACAAACCAUCCGGUCUUGACGUGAAGGAGCACAAUGGAACCACACAGCCGGUUCCAAGUAUACCACUGAAGCCUCAAGUAUAAAAACCAUGUCGCUAGCACAAGAAAGGUCAUAACACAAGUUCUUCACUGGAGGUGGGACAUGUUAAGGCAAAAAGGUUUGCAUAUUUACAGGCACAUGAAAAUGAAGUGUUGCACAAGCUUUGGCCGCAUGUUUUGCAGAUGCUGCUGUUUACUUUUGCGCGAAUGCCUUAAUGUUAAAAGUGAUGCCUUGGCUUUCUUUGCUGCUUGAAGAAUUGCUGCCCUCUGCUGGGCUGAGAGAGGAUCAACAGUUUCUUUCUUGUAAUCAUUUAUUAUGUAGCUGUCCAAAACGAUGCGAAAAAAAAAUAAUAAUCAGGAAGGACCAACCAAAAAUCACACCAUAUGUGCUACUAUUUUGCUGGUGCUGAUCUCAGACAUUUGCCUAGCAACUUUCUUGGAGUGCUGUACGUCCUUCUGGAAUCAACCACUGUGUUUUACAAUGUUUACUGUGAAAACAAAACAUGAUGACGUUGCUGAUUAAUGUCUUCUGUACUGCAUGGACUGGUGGACUGGAACUAUUUCUCAUGUUCUGUACAGAGAUGAUCUCAGAGCAGCAUUUCUUUUAAAUUGUAGAUACAUUUGGCACGGCAUAUUAUAGAAUGUAAAUCUG
Syngnathus acus (greater pipefish) is the source of this 2622-nucleotide messenger RNA. It is a transcript of the gene kcnk4b, whose product is annotated as potassium channel subfamily K member 4. Gene Ontology annotation, molecular function: potassium ion leak channel activity. The transcript has 8 exons. Gene Ontology annotation, cellular component: membrane. The record is from RefSeq and is a predicted model, not a curated record. Bases 438 to 2015 code for a protein of 525 amino acids. Gene Ontology annotation, biological process: potassium ion transmembrane transport; stabilization of membrane potential. NCBI's taxonomy places the organism in Eukaryota, Metazoa, Chordata, Actinopteri, Syngnathiformes, Syngnathidae.